Molecule: messenger RNA, 9695 nt
Organism: Octodon degus (degu)
Lineage: Eukaryota; Metazoa; Chordata; Mammalia; Rodentia; Octodontidae
Gene: Dpf3
Product: double PHD fingers 3
Exons: 11
Coding region: 32-1168 (378 amino acids)
Cellular component (GO): nucleus
Source: RefSeq, a predicted model, not a curated record
GACAGACAAUAUUCUGUUACAUUGUAGCAAAAUGGCGACUGUCAUUCACAACCCCCUGAAAGCGCUCGGGGACCAGUUUUACAAGGAAGCCAUCGAACAUUGCCGGAGUUACAACUCACGGCUGUGCGCAGAGCGCAGCGUGCGGCUCCCCUUCCUGGACUCGCAGACGGGGGUGGCCCAGAACAACUGCUACAUCUGGAUGGAGAAGAGACACCGGGGCCCGGGCCUUGCUCCAGGCCAGCUGUACACGUACCCUGCGCGCUGCUGGCGCAAGAAGAGACGGCUGCAUCCGCCCGAGGACCCAAAGCUUCGGCUGUUGGAAAUCAAACCUGAAGUGGAGCUGCCCCUGAAGAAAGAUGGGUUCACCUCGGAAAGCACCACCCUGGAAGCCUUGCUGCGCGGUGAGGGCGUGGAGAAGAAAGUGGACGCCAGAGAAGAGGAGGGCAGCCAGGAGAUCCAGAGAGUUUUGGAAAAUGAUGAAAACGUAGAUGAAGGGAAUGAAGAAGAGGACCUAGAGGAGGAUAUUCCCAAGCGGAAGAACAGGACCCGAGGACGGGCUCGUGGCUCUGCAGGUGGCAGGAGGAGGCACGACGCCGCCUCUCAGGAAGAUCACGACAAACCUUACGUCUGCGACAUCUGUGGCAAGCGCUAUAAGAACCGGCCAGGACUAAGCUACCACUAUGCCCACACCCACCUGGCCAGCGAGGAAGGGGAUGAAGCCCAGGAUCAGGAGACGCGAUCCCCACCUAACCACAGAAACGAGAACCACAGACCCCAGAAAGGACCAGAUGGGACAGUCAUUCCCAAUAACUACUGUGACUUCUGCUUGGGGGGCUCUAACAUGAACAAGAAGAGUGGACGGCCUGAGGAGCUGGUGUCCUGUGCAGACUGUGGACGCUCUGGUCACCCGACCUGUCUGCAGUUCACCCUGAACAUGACGGAGGCUGUCAAGACCUACAAGUGGCAGUGCAUAGAAUGCAAGUCCUGCAUUCUCUGUGGGACCUCGGAGAAUGAUGACCAGCUCCUCUUCUGCGACGACUGUGACCGUGGCUAUCAUAUGUACUGCUUAAGCCCCCCCGUGGCUGAGCCCCCAGAAGGAAGCUGGAGCUGCCACUUAUGCUGGGAGCUGCUCAAAGAGAAAGCGUCAGCCUUUGGCUGCCAGGCCUAGAGCCCCAGGUCACAGCAAGUGACCUGAGCUGGACAGGCUGAGCCAGAGCCCAGUUCCAACCGGAUGCGGCCACCCUCCCACACUUCCAGACAGACCAGCUGUAAGGAAAGUGAAUACUCACAGCAGGGUGUGGACGUGUGGGACCGAGAGGGUGAGGCGUCUACUUUACCUCUUGCCCACAGAUGGCACUUCAGCUAGCAUCUCCUUGUUUGUACCAGAAGGAUUUUGCACUUUUGAAGAACACCCCCAGCCCCGGCCCUGUGGAAUCCUCACUUGUACCCUCGCACUACAACUUUCUCACUGGUUUCCAUUUUAAAGGAAAUCAUUUUGUGAUCACUCAUCAAUCACUUGGGUGUUAUUUUUAAAUCUAUCUUUGCACAGCCUCUGCACCCCCAGUUUAGCCUCUUCAUACUAGAUUUGCACCAGAGGAAAAAAGUGCUGUGGAGAAGUUGUUGCUUAUUCCAAGCCACUGGAAAAUUCUGGACUUGGAUCCUGGAGGCCGUCUUGAAGAUGGAGCCUUGAAACCCCGUCUUGUUCCUUAGUCCUUGUAAAGAAGAGUUCUCUGUGGAACCUCAACAGUGGCAUCCACAGCUGGGGUGGCCUUGACUGACUGAAUUUUCACUUGGAGGGGAUGGGGAGGGACUGAGAGAUGGGAAGAAACAUUGGGAAAAUCAUGUUGAGGCCUGCGAUAGCCAUUCAGUGUUUGUUAUUUGUGAGGAGAGACUUGGCAAGGGACUGUGCUAGUUCUUCACCCGUCAGAGCUGAGGUGAGACAAAUCACAGCCCAUGGAGAGAGGGAGCUGCUCAAGGCUCUGCCUCUGACUGAGCUGAGGGUACCGGGAUGGUCAGCUCCUCCUCGUGCUGGGCUCCAGUCAGGUGAGCUGAGACUCCCAGUCACGUAUCCAAACGAUGGCUGCAGAGACCACAGCUUUGAGAAACUCUUCAGUAUUGAUGUUACACUAUGAAUUCCUUUUCCUGAGUAAUUUCUUCCUUUCACAUGGUGUAAGUGUGUGCUUUUGUCUGCAGAGAUCUGAUGGGAAAUUUUAGGAAAAAGGACGGAUAAUUAUUACUUAAGUGGAUGGUUAGGGUAAUGUGAUUAUUUGGAUUAUUUGUGAUAGGUGGCGAUGACGUUGACCCCUCAGCUUGUAGGCUGUUCUUGUCUCCUAUCCGCCACCCUCCCCCCCCCACCAUAGGAGCUGGACUCUUCUUUUUUAAAGUGUUUCCAGAAGAAAGAGGCUGGAGCUAGAUUCUGAGAACUCUGCUGGAGGACAGCUCGGCAGGCUGAAGCGGCCUGGACUCUCUGAAUCGCAGCAACAGCACAAUAACCGAUACAGUUCUAGAGAAAUCAUUUGCCCAAAGGGCAGGUCACUGCGAGCGGGGCCCUGGCGCAUGCUCAGCUUUCCUGAAACUGGCUCCAUCUCUGUAGUCCGGCAGCGUACAACAGAGGCCAGGUUAUUUUUAGUUGUUUGGCUCUUGAAGAAGCCCCUGGAGACCCGGGCUAGCUGGGCCACUUCUGCCUGGCUGCAGUGUUGCUCUGUAGCUCGGUGGGGGCCGACCGAUCGCUCUCAGCCAGGGGAUCCAGGGCAGCCCAGCGUCCAGCCAAGCCGUGUGGCUCCCCCCGCCCCUAUGUAGACUGACCUGUGUAGAAUGACCAAGAGAAUGGGGGUCACUCUCCCGCAGGGCCCACGGCCUCGGAAUGCGUUAACUCAUAUGUAAUGAUUUCUUUUAAAGGGCCCCUGUUCAGAUCAGAUUUUUCUCUUCCUUGUAAGCUAUUUUCUUCCUUCUGAUAGUUGGUGAGCUGGUCUGGAUACUGAAGGCUCGGGGUAGGGCUGGGAGGGUCCCAGCGCUGUGGAGAGGGACAUUUUGUCUUGUGAUUGUCCUGUCUCAUACAACCUUCCAUACAACCCAAAGCAGGUUCUCCUCAAAGGCUGACUAUUGGCUGGGACAGUCAUUUUACAUUGAUUACAGAAAAAGAACUCCUAAAUCUUCCCAAACGCCACAAUGGCCUAAAAGUGGAAAAGAUACACUGAAGUAAAAAAUGGUGGCUUUACAACUGGCCAGUCCUCUUGUGGGGAAAGUGCGAAUCCACUCCCGUGGGAAUGUGGAUGAUGGGCCUGGUCAGCCCACAGCCACGUCCCCAGCUCGUGGAGCUGAGGGUGGACCGAGGCUCCUGAGCCACAGCGGGCUGCGGGAGCCUCCCUGCCACUGCAGGGGCCUGGGCUCUGGAAUCAUGUCGGAGAAGACCUGGGCUUCCGCUGUCAGCUCAUUACUCCCUACGGAAUGGGAGCAACGAACUCCCCCUUCUGCGUGAGCCUCAGUGUCCCCAUCCAGGGAGCUUGCGGAUGAGGCUGUGCAAGCGGACGGAAGCACCUGCGGUCACGUGUACUACCUUCUGCGCUGAGGGGGAGGCUGCUGCUGGUAAACUUCAGAUCGGCUUGCUUCUUCAAACACUGAGAAUGAGAUACAACCCUGGAGUGCGCGGGAGGGCGGGGCUUCAGUGUGGCCUCUGCCACUGAAUACCCGUAUGACCUCGGGCAAGUCACUUACUAGCCCUGAGCCUCGCUUUGUCCACCUGUAAAAUGGAGACGCUAACACCCUUCCUGCCUGCUUCUGCUAGGGGCCUUAAAAGCAUUGUGGAACAAGUGCUAUGGAGCAGAGCUUCUGCAGGCAGGCUCCAGGCGUGCCGCAGCCGGAUGAGCCGCCUUCUUGGGCUCUUCCUGUAGACGCAAGGGGAUUUAAAGUUGAAGAGCCCAGGCUGCCUGUAGCCAGGGCCACCAGGCCCGUCUGGGACCAAGGAGAUGGCUUCUCACGGGCUGCCUCGGAAAGCGAGGCUUACCAGGUGGCUGGGUGCUUUAGAAUGAGGAUCCUUCCAACACGCCCUUCUACGCCACCAUUAACCAGCCUGCCAGGGAGCGCUGCCUUCUAGGGGCAGCAACUUGUUUCCCUUCAGGCCUGCGCUCGCUCUAACCUUGAUUUAAAGCCUGGCUGUACUCGGACUUAAGGGGCUGGUUGUGGCCCGGUGACUUCCUCCCUGCAGGCCUCCUGGCCCACGCGUACCUUGCAGCCAGGUGGUGGCCGGGAUUGAAGCCACGGGUGUAGGCCCCGAGUGAGGCCGGCCAGAGGUGAGUCUGCAGAAGCUGAUGGAGGACGAGGUCCUGCUUCCUGCUUGACAUCUCUGAAACACUAAUUUGGGGGCCUGUCGUAAAUCUAGGGAAGGCAGCUCUGUGGGGAAAGAGAAGUGCGCUUUGUAUCCCAGUACUCCUUCCGCAGCAGGCCCUCACAGUACCUGGCUCUGCCGCCUCCUGCUGCUGCCUGGGGCCAGGUAGGCGCCCAGGGAAGGUGGCAGAACCCCGCUGCAGAGGCUGCUUCUUGAGGCCUCAGCUUGGACCCCCAUGGGUAGGUAGCAGGGAGGCCAGAUUCCUUCAGAGCUGGGGAAGAUAACGGGUUUUGUUAGCUGGCUGUCGGAGGGCCUGCAUGUCCCAGGGAAGGUCUUGUGACACCCUGGGGAGUUUCACUUCUGGUACAUUUUUUUUAUCUUCAUGCUUUGAAUCUGGCGUGAUUCCUUCCAGCCCUCCUCUUAAAAAGUCCAGACAUCUUAAGGAAUAAAAAUGACACGACUGCUGCUACUUUUCCUUUGGGGCAAGUUGAGAAGACCUGUGCUUCUCUGUGGUGCUGAAGGAAGAUCUCGCCUGCCUCAGGCUCCAGACACAGAUCAGGGCGGCAACCAGCCUCCUCUUGGAGGCCACAGAUGCUUGGCGGGGGCCCAAGCAGGUCCCAAGGGCCACCAGGCCGCCCUCCCCCAGGCUAGUUCUCACCUGUUCAGAAGUGCUGACAGGAGAGUGCUUUGCUUGCCUCUCCCACUCCCUGGGCCCACUCUUGGCCCCUCCUUGGGGAUUCACUAUGUCACAGCUCAAAGAGAAGUUGGCUUCCGGGGGCCAGAUCCCUGAGUCCCAGGCCUGGCACUUCUCAGGGGCGGCGUUGACGUCACCUUCGGUACUCUGGUAGGCCAGCAAGCUGGGUAAGGAGAGGGGAAGGGGAUCCUGGAAGAAGGGUCAGUCCUGUCCCUGCCCCCGUCAUAACCCCCCAACGCCCCACGGUAUUGUACUUUCUGGAAUCUUACACAACCCGCAAAGGAUGGCUUUGCUUUUCAGAUGCCCACUGGCAUUAGUGUAGUGGACAAGGAACCAGCGGACAUUUCAGUGCGCCUCAGCGGCUAGUGUCCCACCCGGCCCCAGCUGCUCUUGGUUCUGCUUUCUCUGUCCUCUGAAGGCGGGCUCUGCAGUUGCCUGGUGCGGGCCCCUCCCCCUCUGAGCAUGCCCAGGCUUUCGGCCUGUCCGCGAUUCUCUGCCAGGUGCCACAGCUGCCUGCCCUGAGUUGGAAACAGCGGCAUGGGUGGGCUGGUUCAGCACCUUUGGGACAGCCAGGGACCUCGGUGAGCUGGGAAUCCUGUUCUAAAGAGGCUGGAGGAGGGACAGGUGGUCUUGUCUUUAGGAGAGGCAGAUAGGGUUCUUGCUUAGUGGGGGUGGAGGGCAGGGGAGGUGGGAGGGUGCUUGUAGCCCCCGCAGAGGGAGGGGCUUGGCGGCAGGGCUCCUUUGCUGUGCUUCCAGCCAGGCGGUGGUGCUGGGGUCCCUGCCAGCCAGUCACACCUCCAGUGAGUUUCCCAGAAGGAGAAGGGAAGCUGCUGUGUGCAGAGAAGAACGGAGAAUCAGACCGAGUCCCAGCACGACCCGCAUGGGUUCUGAGCACACCCUGACUGUGACUCCCAGCUGAAAGGGACUGAGCCCCGAGACUGUGAGGGGUGUCACUGGCCAGAGGGUGCAGCAGUGCCAUGGGUCCCCUCUCUGUCCCCUUUCCCUCUCCUUUGCUCCAUUGCCUGGGGAGGUUGCGGGCCGGAGGCCUUGGACAAGGGACACGCGGCCUCCUGUGUUGGCCCUGCAACGAAACGAGAAGGCAGUUUCUCUGAAGACGAUGACAUGUUCCAGGGCAGGCCAGAGGAAGGCAGCACUGCGGCUGGCGGGCGGCCAGAACCCUUGGGCAGCCGUGUGAUUACUAAUAAGGCCUUUAGCCCAGACAGGCGGCACUAGCCCAGCCUGAAGUAGGUGCCGUUGGGGGCCAGAAGCCAUCCCUGUAGGAAGUGGGGGUGGCUGGGAGCCCCAAUCCCUGAGUUAAAUUCACACUCUCCCUGGCUCAACUCUUUGUAUUAAUAUUAAUAUCCGUGAGACCAGAGAUGGUGUAUGUACACACACACACACACACACACACACACACACACACACACACAUGCUCUGCUCGAUGAAUCCAAGGGAGCUGCUGGUGUCACCCCAGGAUGGGAACCCAGAGGCUCAAGCGCCCUGCCAGCCUGGCCACGGGGCUCAUGGCUGUAAAGGGGCCUUUGUGUGUAGAAAGCCAUCAGUUCCACCAACGCCCUCUGUCUCCAGCUCACCUCUGCCUCUUUGGGCGAGAUAUUUAGUGACAGUGGCGGACUUGUAAACAAAGACGUCUCCAUUCUGCUAUCAAAGGGAAGCAAAGACUAAGGCUAGCAUAGGGCGUAGGGUUUUACUGACGUCACCCUUUCAUGUUUAUGGCCCACUGGGGCCUUUGUUUUCCCCUGUGUUUCCUUUCCCUGAAACCCUCUCUUCCUUCCCUCCUGCCAGGCAGGAUGCCAAAGAGCAGGGUGGUGGGGGAGCAAAACAGCCUAAUCCAGGAAGACAAUGCAGCUGCGCACCUUUUCAGCAUCUACUUGGAGUCAUCUAAGUUAGGGACUAGGAAGAGCAGAGGAAACAGCACUGGGUAGUGUGUGGGCGAAUGCAUGAAGAUGCAGGAUGUCCAUCUCAGCACGGAGCAGGUGUGGGCAGGUGGACGAGGCCUGCGGGGAGCCGGGAGACCGGUGCACCCAGUCCGUGAGGCACUUGGGGAGGCUGGUGGGUCACGCUCGGGCAAGCGGUGGUGACCACUUGUCUGCUGUGUGCCGCUCUGGGUGCUGCUUCUCCGAAAGCAAAUGGGCACAUUUCCUGAUGCCAAGAGUGAUUGCUGCUUGGGUUGGUACUGGCUCAAACUCUCAGCAGGGCCACAACUAUGCACACAGCAAUGCCUUAGGUUCUACAGGGCUGGGCAAACAAGCCACACGCAGGCUCGGCCUGCAGGCUGCUUCUUAGCUGUAGAAGUAAAUUCUGCCGUGGAAUCCUGACCUGUGUUGGAUAGCACGCCUCACAGGAAGGUGUCUGUGCAUGUCCAGGGCUCUGUUAACGACAACCAUUCAUCAGUGGAAGACUAGCAGGUGGACACAUCUGGUUACGUCCAUCCUCUGAAGGCUACGGAGAAGCCAGGAGUCCUCAGCCCCACUGCCUCCAUGUUUCCCCAAAGCCUGGCUGACCUUGGAAGAGGAGUGGCAGUGAGGUGCUGGAGGUGUCUUGGGGGACCGUGCUGAGCGGCCAGGAAUUCGAGGCUGUGUCUCUGAAGGCCACGUUCUGGUUCCUGGGGUGCAGCGUGGGGUGGCAGUGUCAGCAGGGCCUGAGUAGCAGCAGAAAGUGACCCACAUGAUGACCCUUGUGCAGGCCCUGCUGGGGUGGGGGUGGGGCCAGAGCCUAGUACACGGAUUACAUGGGCUCCCAUGGGGACCCUGGCAAGGGAGGCCCAGUGUGCAGGGGGUACUCCCACAUGGGUGGCCUCUCUGUGUGUGUGUGUGUGUGUGUGUGUGUGUGUGUGAAGCUCACUGCUAGAGGUGCUUUUAUUAAGCCUCCUCUGCCUGCCUUCGGCCAGGGGCUUUUCAGAUCCUAGCUUCAUGCUUCACUUGACUGCCAGUUGUCUGUGUUGACAGCACUGGGAGUAAACCAUUUGUUCCAUCUCUGCUUUACUCUGAGCUGUUCCCUGGAGAAGCCACACUAGGGUGCUUGUGAGUGAAAUGCUGGCCUGGUGAGGGCCUGGGGGAGGUCUUCCCCUAUGGGAGGUCAGCUCGGGCUGGUGGGAAGUGGCCUGUGAGGAGGCUCCUCUGGGCCUGGGACUCUGAGCGAGGGGGACUUCAGUGGCCUCUGUGCAGAGGACGUGAGGCUGGGCUAUGAGCCUGGGGCCUGUGAGCUGGCCACAGGGUCUGGGGCUCGGCCACCACGCAUACGAAGGCACGUGGCGAAGAUUCUUUGCAACAAAACCGCCUGGGAAUGGAGGGUGACACCUGUCUAGCACUGGUGGGGUUGGGAGCAGGGAGGAAGCCCAUCCAACCUGGACUCCGUUGAGGCCAGACUAAUGCCACUGUCCCAAGCAGCCAGCAGGGCAUUGGAAGCCUUGGCUUGGGACAGGAGUGAGGCACCAAUCUUAGGAAUUCACUGCCCUCCCCGGAUCUGGGCUGCAUUCAGAACAGGACCUUGCAAUACUCUGAUGCUCUCGAUCACUGGUCUCCGUGGUACCCUCGAUCUGCAGGUAGGAUGCAGGCGUCCUAGUGUGGGCACUAGAAAAGGAGCCAUUCAGUUCCACACCACCAUCACCCUCUUGUGUGCUCUUGCCUUCUAGCCCUCGGACCAACUCCUUUGGAUCUCAGUUACCUAGAUUGACUGGGAGAGCCAGUCCGUGGCAUGGGCAGUGCUGUGAGGGUGGGGCUUCCUUUCAUGCCCUUGAACCCCACUAUGCUGGGCCUUCGUACCCAGCGCUGCACUGCCUCUUGCUGACUGAACAAUGAGAGUUUUUGCCUUUUGGCUUGGGUGUGCAAAACAGGCCAAUCAGCUUCGUGAGGUAAGAGAAAAGGGCUGCAGACUGUGGAAGUUGUGUGGAGGGGCCAAGGACCACAGCUCCAUUCAGUGUCCUCCGCCUUCUCUGCAAAGCCUCCACAGCCACAAGCAUGCGAUGCGUCCAUUCGCCACAUGGCUGGCUCUGCUUGUCCCUCAGGCAUGCUGUGAUUGUAGUUUCAGCCUCUACGUGUGUGCGCGGGCGCCCUGGUCCUCUGUCUUCUAGGAAUGCGCAUUUCUUCCAGGUGUCAAUUCUUACUCUUUUUGUGGUUCCCAAUGUGAAAAGUGCUGUGCUGUUUCUGCGUGGUCUAAGGGACGUGUCAAGGUCUCUCAGUGUUUCAGUAGUGGAGGUGUGGCUGUGCCCUGUCCCCCACCAUCCCUAGGGACACACGGGCGGAUUGUGAAUGUCUCCGGGGAAUCUACAGGUUGGCAAUGGCUCUCGGCUGGAUCCCGGCUCACUGACCUAGAGUUGCCUGGGGAAGGAGAGGCAGCUGCUCUUCAUUCAGAAGGCGGGAGGAAGGGUUGCCCUAAGGACCCUCCCCUCCCUUCCUCCUGCCCUCAGUGGAUUCUGGGAGGGGGCUGGGGAGAGGGCAAGACUGCAAGCUGGUGCCAUGGUGGUCAGCACAGGCACCCAUCAGUUGCUAUCUUUGCGGCUCCUGGAACUCUUAGUCCCUCAGGGGACCCUUCCACAUUCAUAAAGACUGAGUCACAAGCCCCAUCUCUUCCUUGCUGUGGUUAGUAUCUAGUUCUGUGAUUGGUUAGCAGUGUUGACUACCCACGUAGCAAAUCUUUUGUCUGCAAUUUAGAGAAUGU